Numida meleagris (helmeted guineafowl) is the source of this 3856-nucleotide messenger RNA. RefSeq names its product synaptotagmin 12 (gene SYT12). The record is from RefSeq and is a predicted model, not a curated record. NCBI's taxonomy places the organism in Eukaryota, Metazoa, Chordata, Aves, Galliformes, Numididae. The coding region runs from base 2501 to 3421 and encodes 306 amino acids. Gene Ontology annotation, biological process: calcium-ion regulated exocytosis; regulation of calcium ion-dependent exocytosis; cellular response to calcium ion. The transcript is spliced from 7 exons. Gene Ontology annotation, molecular function: phosphatidylserine binding; calcium ion binding; calcium-dependent phospholipid binding.
GACAUCGGGAGCUGCUCUCCGUGGGGACCGCGGUGCUGAGACCGCCCGGCUCAUCGCACCUGCGAGCAGGCACCGAGGUGCAGAGCUCAGCAUCGCUCAGCGGAUUUCCAGCGCGGAACCACGGAGCUGCAAACCCGUAGCCCGUCGGGUAUUGCCCGUAGAGCCAUACAUCUCUGCACAGGGUGUAAACUGGGGGUAGCUGGGACUCUGCAGCAGUAGCGGUGGGAGUUUGGGGCUGAGCGUGGCUGAGGGACGGAGCCCAAAGCCCGGUGUUACGUUUGGGUUUUAUUUUCGCUUGUAGUUUUGUGACCAACCCGCCCACCGGCGAACUUGAUCCUACUUUUCCUCCUGGCGUACUGAGGCUGGGAUGGGGCUUUGCUCCUCUGCUAGGAGGGAAAGGAGGAGGAUGGGGUGUGGGGACAAGCCGGGCUCGGUGCUGGAGAAGAGGGCAGCGAGGGCUCAGCCCCCACCUGGGGGCACAGCCGAUGACUUCGGGGGACUGCAUCUUCCUCUGGAGGGGGGUCUGUAAUGCCUCCUGGGUUUACCCGUGGUGCACGUAGGGUUUUGUGCAAGCAGCUUCUGGCUUCGGGUGGUCAUGAGGGCAAGAGAGGUGUCAGCCCCUCUAAGGUGGGGGAGAUGUUCCCCCCUCCCGCAGGACAACGCAUUGCCGGGUGUUUCCUUGCUUUGUCACCCCAAGCAGCCGUCCCGUGCCCAUCAUGGGUGCCGGGAGCCCGAUAAGAAGCUGGGAUAGCACAAAAGGCUGAACGUCCCCUCCCGAGCUCUCCCUGCCCCUUUGCUUCCAUGCCCAGGAGGGGCCGAUGGGGAAAUCCCAUCCAGUCGGACCCUGUGGUUCUGAGGGAUGCCUCGAAAACGUGCCGGAGCUGCUGCCUGUCCCGUCAGCCCGUUAGGAGAUGGGAUUUGGGGAGAAACGCUUUGAAAGGGAUGGGGUUAUUUUUAAAAAGGGAUGCUUGCCGUUUGGAGCAACUCAUUCCUGAAAACUCCUCCAUUGAUUUUCCCAUUUAAAAAAGGCCAGAAAACACUGAAAGGAAUGAAACUUGUCAGGCAAGGUGGUUAUCCAGCAGGUAGAAAGAAGCGGUUUGGGGUAAGCCCCGUGAGGCUGCAGUGUCCUUGGCUCAGCCCACACGUGACACGAACUGAGCCCAUUCUCAGCCCAACCCUCAGGGCUGUUCCGGAGUCUGGGCUGAGCAGAUUCCAUACGGCUCUUACCUAAAACAUCUUUUCCCUUUGCUCUUCAUUAGUUCUCUCUGUGCGUUGUAGGCUGUCCUGCUAGCGGGGAGGGUCUGCCAUGGACAGCGGGCACACGGGCAGAUACCGGCUGAGCGGUGAGUGCGGUGCGAGCCGCAGAGCUGGGGGGUGCGUGCGUGCGUGAGCGCGGAGUUUGAUUUCCUGAUAUCAGCUUUGCCUUUAGAUCCCAAACUUUGCAGUGUUAAGCAAACACCUCAAAGGUGGGCAGGUACAAGUUCCAGCGCACCGGGCUUUGUGCCUGGAGUUAUCCAUAAGCAAGAAGUCGGACGGGGUUCUUUGGCCCCGAUUCGGGUACGAGCGGCUGUUCCCUUCUGGCUCAGCUUUCCUGCUGAAGUGGCUCUGGGGGAUAAAGCUGCAAUGGGAUGCGGGCGCAGCCCGGCUCCGUCCGGCCCUGAAAGCAGGAGCACCACGGCGUGACGCAGGAGGCAGCGCUGCGGAGUCCCCGGCAGCUCCGCGAUCGCAAAUCUCCUUUUGUUCUCCUUUUGCAUUCACCCCUCCUCCUCCUCCUUUCCUUCUCGUUAAGCCGAGCCAUCCGUGUGGCUUUAAUCGCUCGGGUGAUGGAGGCUGCUGCAAUGCAGCAACAGCUGCUCGUGGGGCUUCCGCGUCCUGCUUUGCAGCCUUGAGCUGGGCUUUUUCCUCUGUGUAUCAACCCAUCGGACCUUGUUGGGUUCCCCCCCCCGUUUCCAAAAGCUUUUUUCCCCUCUUUUUCUAUUUCUGGCUCUUCCGGCAUCCCAGGCAGCAGUCAGGGUUCCCCUAUGGCACCAAUUGGAAUGCUGAGCGCACCUGAGCGGGACGGACCCGCACGCUGGGGACAGCGCAGGGAGUCCCGGUGCCGUGGGGAGCAGGCUGGCGUAGGCACACCUCACCUCCCGGGGCCAAAAUCUCCAAUUUCGUGCUUGCCAUUUGCUGCUGAGCACCAUUCAUAACGUGCCGAGCCGCCGCCAGUCCUCCGCGCUGGGAGAUCGGCAUCUACGCGGCGGGAGCGCUGGCGCUGCUGGGCAUCGCGGCCGUCAACCUGUGGAAGCUCUGGCGUUCUGGCAGCUACCCCGCUCCGUCUCCGUUCCCCAACUAUGACUACCGCUACCUGGAGCAAAAGUACGGGACAGCGUAUUCAGACAUCAAGCAGAAGCAGCGUGGGGCAGCGGCAGGCUCAAAGCCGUUGCCCAGCCGCAAAGCCAGCCUGCGAGGUGCUGACACCUGCGAGAGCAUCAAUGAGCUGGGCAGCCUGGAGCUGAUGAGCAGGGACCUGGGGCUGGCCCCUUACGGCCCCCUGAAGAAAUCCGUCUCGGCCGACUCGCUCAACUCCGUCUCAUCCAUUGGGAACAACUUCGGGCAGGAUUUCACUGUGGGGCAGGUGGAGGUGUCCAUGGAGUACGACGGGAAGGCGGCCGCCCUGCACGUCACCCUGCUGCAGGGCAAGGACCUGCUGGAGAAGGAGGACGCUCGCUUCGAGUCCUGCUUCAUGCGCAUCAGCCUGCUGCCGGCCGAGCAGAUCGUUGGCAUCUCCCGGAUCCAGCGCAGUGCCUAUGCCGUGGCCUUCGAUGAGCGCUUCUCCAUCCCGCUGGACCCCGCGGCGCUGGAGGAGGACAGCCUGCGCUUCUCUGUCUUUGGCAUCGACGAGGACGAGAGGAACGUCAGCACCGGUGUGGCGGAGCUCAAGCUCUCUGACCUGGACCUGACUGUGCGUCCCUUCAACGCUUGGCUCUACCUGCAGGACAUGAACAAGACAGUCGACACGGUGGGGGAGAUCCUGCUCUCCCUCAGCUACCUGCCCACGGCUGAGCGGCUGACGGUGGUGGUGGUCAAAGCCAAAAACCUCGUCUGGAGCAACGGCAAGGGGACUGCAGAUCCCUUUGUCAAAGUCUACCUGCUGCAGGAUGGGAGGAAGAUCAGCAAGAAGAAGACGGCAGUGAAGAGGGAUGACACUAACCCUGUAUUCAACGAGGCCAUGAUCUUCUCGGUGCCGGCCAUUGUGCUCCAGGACCUGUCCCUGCGGGUGACGGUGGCUGAAUGCGGUGAGGACGGCCGCGCCGACAACACGGGCCAUGUCCUGAUCGGCCCAGCAGCCAGUGGCAUGGGCAUCACCCACUGGAACCAGAUGCUGGCCACGCUGAGGAAGCCCGUGUCCAUGUGGCACCCGCUGCGGAGGAAUUAGGCUGCUGGCGGGGCACCCUGCACGCCCCAGGACCCUGUGCCCCAACACCAGCUCUGCCCUGGCAACAGUGGCCAAGUGCCGUGUCUGGAGGUGAAAAGGCAGAGGUGGCUGGAGCAUCCCGCUACCAAAAGCCUCCACUGGUAGGAGGAGGAUGGAGAAAAUUCCGUCCAGCCUCUCCCCAUCCGCAUGCGCUGGGGGCUGCUGAGGGACCCGCCGAGGAUGGACCAAAACCGGCAAAAUCCUCCCCAAACUGCUGCCUGGGUGCCAGCUGGGCUCCUCAGCAUCCUGCAUGCCCUCUGCUGGGCCCCCAAAACCAACGGUGACCCCAGAUGUGGCCUCUGGGGGGACACGGGGUUCUUUGGAAGGGUUUUUGGGCAAGUGAGGGGAAAACGGAGAGGGGGGUGAUAAAGUGCCGGCACGGUGCAGUUUCUCUCA